This is a messenger RNA of Guillardia theta CCMP2712, 504 nucleotides long. RefSeq lists its product as hypothetical. Gene Ontology annotation, biological process: glutathione metabolic process. The coding region runs from base 1 to 504 and encodes 167 amino acids. Gene Ontology annotation, molecular function: glutathione transferase activity. Lineage: Eukaryota; Cryptophyceae; Pyrenomonadales; Geminigeraceae. The record is from RefSeq and is a predicted model, not a curated record. The transcript has a single exon.
AUGUACUUCACCACCAAGGAGUACAAGUCCUUUGCUCCUUUCGGUCAGAUGCCCGUGCUGCAUGUGAAGAAGGACGACGGGUCAGAGGCUUGGCUGGCACAGUCAGGUGCCAUCGUGCGGUACCUGUCGAAGAAGCUGGGGCUCUCGGGGGCGACGGAAGAGGAGGAGAGCAUGGUGGACAUGGUAUUCGAGGGCUCGAAGGACAUCAUGGGGAGGAAAGCUGCAGUACACGAAGGCCUUGAGAGCACACUACCGGAUGUCCUGACCCUGCGUAUGCACUUGGAAAAGAGCGAGGGUCUGCUGGGGUCGAAGCAGUACUUCGUCGGGGACAGGCUGACGUACGCCGACGUCGGGAUGUUCCACGCGCUCUACACCCUACAGGAGGUGGGAGACAAGUACCUGGACCGGGCAGGAUACAAGUCUCUCUCUGCCUUCGUCACCCGCAUGGCCUCGCUGCCGAGCCUGUCGGCCUACCUGUCGUCGGAGAGGUACUUGCGCGCUUGA